Messenger RNA from Lobosporangium transversale, 1848 nucleotides. Its product is annotated as tRNA-guanine(15) transglycosylase-like protein. The record is from RefSeq and is a predicted model, not a curated record. The coding region runs from base 23 to 1831 and encodes 602 amino acids. NCBI's taxonomy places the organism in Eukaryota, Fungi, Mortierellomycota, Mortierellomycetes, Mortierellales, Mortierellaceae. The transcript has 4 exons. Gene Ontology annotation, molecular function: tRNA-guanosine(34) queuine transglycosylase activity.
GGUGUCAUUAAAAAGAGCAUUGAUGUCGUCGCCAUUAAGAUUCAAGAUUCAACCAUCCUCACUGCAUGCUGAUUCGGCUGCACGCACUGGCGAGCUUUUAGUGCUUAACACGGAGAUUAAUCAGGGCGAUGUCAUUGGAGGUCAGGAAUCUUCGAAACGAACAAUACAAACACCUGGCUGUUUCAUGUUUUCGACCAAAGGGUCUGUACCCCACUUGACACCAGAUAUGAUGCGCCAACAGAGAUACGGGGGCAUUAACGUCUUUCUGGAACAGCUUUUGCAGCCAGAUCAACCUGCAUCCUUCUCCAAGUGGCCAUCUAAGGAGUACACAUUAGCUAACUACCUCUAUUUGCAGGAUCUGAUUUUACUCUGUGAUUCACGCGAUCCAUCCUACACUUAUCCUUCACUUUCCCCUACUACAUCUACUAAUGAUGCCUCGACGAAAAGAAUCGGAUCUAACACAGAUCGACAUGUUUUUCUCUCGACUCCUAAAGGUGUUCGUCCCUUGACAUUAGAAGACUAUCUCCGAGUGGUUCGACAAUAUCGCCCAGAUAUCGUGGUGGCGAUGGCAGAUAAUUUUCAGGCAAACAACAAGACUGAUAUUAAAGGCAGUAAAUCUAGCAAUGAGGAGCCAGAUCAAAAGAAAAAGAGGGUUCAAAAGAGCAUUAACAGGACGUUAAAGUGGCUAGACCAAAUCUUGUUGGAGCGUCAAGGCAAGGAUGGGAUGAUAGAGGAUCGGAAAAUUGAAGAGGAAAAGAGGCGUAAAAGAGAGAAGCGUGAAAAGCGACGUACUUUAGCCAAAGAAGAACAAGAGCAAGGACAAGGACAAGAACAAAGGCAAGAGCCAAUGCAAGGGAAACAGUGUCAAGAUAGUGGAACUAAUUCGCCCAUUGAGGUUUCUGAAAUACAAACAGAGCCUUGGAUGGAUGUUUCAGUGUUUGCUCAUGUCCAAGGCGGACAAUUUGAGGAUGAACGAAUCAGGAGUGCGAAGGAGACGAGUGAGAGAAUAGAGGUGGAUGGAUUCAUCAUGGAUGUGGGUUCCAUGUCUAACGCGGGUUCUGAAAAAGAAAAAGAAGAUAUGUUUAAAUUUAUCCAAAUAUCUCUAAAGUAUCUUCCUAAAGAGAAACCUAAGAUGGCUUAUGGAAUCCACGCACCUGAGGAUAUUCUGAAAGCUGUAGCGCUAGGAGUUGACCUUUUUGAUACGUCAUACCCAUACCAAUUGACAGAAGACGGCAAAGCAUCACUGUACUUUUUUGGACCCAAUGGAUCAUUAUCAUCAUCAAAGAUGAUGAGGGGAGCAGUAGGAAGCAAUAAUCGCUGGCUUAAUCUAUGGGAUGAAGGGCAUAGCGAUAAAUUCAUACCUAUUUUAGAGGGUUGUGGAUGCUAUGCCUGCAAGGAUAACCGGCACACUCGAGCCUACAUUAAUCAUCUCUUAAAGGCACACGAAAUGCUUGCUACUGUACUUCUCAUGAGUCAUAAUUUAUAUCAAUAUUCGAUAUUCUUCGAUGCGAUCCGUGAGGCUAUUGCAUCAGGUACUCUUAAUCAGUACACGAAAGAAUUCGAACUGCACUUUGGUGUUGAGCCUGUACGUACAAAUGAGAAGCAUCAAACGCAGAUCUUGGUCGAAGCAGCAUUGAUGAAACGCAAUCAACGACUCGAGACUGCAGAAGCAGGAGUUGUGGAUGUCAUUGGUAGCGGAGUUAGUCUUGAGGAUGAGUCAGUCAGCCAGAAUUUUGUUAAUAAGCGACCGAUUAGUCAAUCUGAAGGCUCCGAAGAUUCGGACAGAAAGAAACCCAAGAAAAGUGAAGACCAUGACAAUGCAGCAUCUUAAAUACUGACACAAUUAGC